GCGAGCUCGGUGGAGGAGCGGGAGCUCGGAGCGCUCCGCCGACGCGGCUGGCAGCCGGGCAGCCCCCGGAAGGCGGACGGGCGGUCGCCUGGUGCCCGCGCUCCGCACCCUCCCUCGGGACGCUGUGGCCGUUUUUAAAUCACAAGGGCGUGGGUCAGCCUCCCCUAGGACUUCAUGUCCGUAUAUUUCCCCAUUCACUGCCCCGACUAUCUGAGAUCUGCCGAGAUGACUGAAGUGAUGAUGAACACCCCAUCCAUGGAGGAGAUUGGCCUCAACCCCCGAAAGGAUGGCCUCUCUUAUCAGAUCUUUCCUGACCCUUCAGACUUCGACCGUUGCUGCAAGCUCAAAGACCGUCUGCCCUCCAUCGUGGUGGAGCCCACGGAGGGCGAGGUGGAGAGUGGGGAGCUCCGGUGGCCCCCGGAGGAGUUCUUGGUCCAGGAGGAUGAGCAGGACAACUGUGAAGAGACAGAGAAAGACAACAAGGAGCAAUAGAGCCCCCGGUCGACUCCCUUGGGGGGGGCCACACCAGAAGGCAUCUGUCCCUGAACUGUGUUCUUUCCCAUUGUGAUGGAAGAAGGGAGUGAGCCACAGUAGUUCCGAACAUGUCAAAUGAUGGCUUCCGUUUUGCACCUGCAAAUCACCGAGUUGGUUUUCUUUUCUUUUCUUUUCUUUUUUUGAAAUGUGCUGGGCAGUGGAGCCCUCUGCGACAAUUUGCAAGGCCUUCUGAGAAAGGAAGCUGCUUGGAGCAGGGGUGGGGGGGCGGGGAAGUGGUGCAUCUUCGCAAUUGGUAUCCGAACCCGAGCAGGCUAGAGGCAGCGGUGGGAUUCCAGUGGGCUCCGGGGGGGUGGGGGAAAUGGGGGGGUGCAGCGCGAGCAAGGAACAUUCGGGGUAAGAGAACAGACAGGAGACAGGAGUCGGAAGAGAGAAUACGCGCUUGAAAGGAAGCAUCGAGCAGAGGAGUGCAGCCAGGAAGUUGCCUGCCAGCGGCUGCUGGGGCAUCAGACAGCAAGCAGCGUGUUCAUCUCUCUCUCCGGUUCUGCCCACCACCUUUGCUUUUAUUCAGCUGUGUGGGUCUGUUAACAGGAGGCCGGGAAAGGAGAGCAGUACAAACUGGCUGCCUGCAAAGCUGGCUGGAGGCAGGUGUGGGAAAGGACUCCCUGCUCCUCCUCCACCCUGCUCCUCCUCCACCCUCCACUCUAGCUGUGGCAGGUUCAUGUACCCUCCAUAAUCUGGAGGUUUCUUAAGAGGCAGGGCUCUUGAGCUUCUCUCUCCUGAUUUAUCUUUUUACCCCUCACCCCCACCCUUUGGGAGUAGAGGGAGCACUUCCUACCCCCAUGGGAGAACUGCGCAGUGGAUGCUUGGACAUGAAGAUCCCUCCCCACUGCUCCCCCAGGCUUGCUCUGUUCUGAGCAGAGGCACAGAGCUCUGGCGCUACCAGGCCGGCUCUCCUUCUCCACAGCCCCUGGGUGGAGCAGUCAGGAGGUGCCUACUUCCACGUGGGCCCCUGGCCAGUUUUUCUGGUGGGAGCUGAGUGGAGAGAAGAGGAGGCUCUGUUUCUUGUGAUGGGGAGGUGAACUUUAAUGGAGGUCCUAGUUCUGGGAAUUAUCAGAGGGGGAUAACAGAUAUCUCCUGCAGAAGUCUGAAGAUCAAGUUUGAAACUGAAGAUGUCAUGAGAUCCCUGGCUUCUCCUUGUGUUCUGAAGGGUGAAUGGCAUGGUGAGGUGAGGGAGCACUAAGCCUCCGUCCUCAUCCCUCCCCACCUCUCACCUGUCCCCUGCAAGGGCACAGUUGAGGAGAAAGCUAGCCUUGGACUUAGAGCUUCUUAUAGUUAAGAACCAUCUGGAGCAGCAGGUUGCAGGACACACUUUUCAAACCUUCUCUAGCUCACAGCACGUGUGUGCAGCCAAGAGAUGAGCUCAAGAUCCUCCUGGAGGCCAAACUGGGCCAACAGAGGCACCCUUGGAGUUCUCCAGGGGGUCUCGGUUGACCCCAGUUUGGGUCUUGUGUAUAGAUCUGUAUUUAAUACCUCAAGGUUAGUGUGGUUCUGGGGAGCUGGGGCAGGAAGAUGAAGGUGCGCGGUUGACAUCUCAGCAGGAUUUGGUUCUGGGAAGCUGACGCUCACCUCCCUCCCCCAACUCCCUCCCCCUAUGUUGUCUGCUUGUGUUCCACACACUGAUGGCAAUAACUUCUUCCAGCUCCCCGGGAAUGGGAGAGGCCUGAAGCCUGCACUGCCAGGGCAUCUCUCUUGUACCCCCGCUGGUUCUGUUCUGGCUGCAGAGAAUCCUCCCUCCUUCCUUAUUCCCUCGCAGCAGCAUUUCUCAUCCCACACCUGCCUCCCUUGGUGGAUGGGGUCUUGCCUUUUAAAAUCCUGUGUUUCUGUGUCCCUUUCAUCUGUCUUGGUCUUGCCGUGUGAUGGGAACGUGCUUGUAAACUGCAUAACAAAUCUACUUUGUGUAUAUGUGUGUUUAUGGGGGUGACUUAUUAUUUUGCUGGUCGCUAGACACCUUUGUGCGACCCUUUGGAGUCUGAGCAGGCUGGGGGCUGACCACUCAAGUCAGGACCUGCAGCGGCGAGCCUGUUGGAGGGACCCAGCCACUCUUGGACAAGUGGCUGAGCUCCUGUCUGGCCUCCUUUUCUUUUUUUUUUUUAAAGUAACUUGUGUGUAUUUCUAACUGAUCGUAUUAAAAAAAAACAAACCCUAGUAUUUCAGUAAAAAUGCCUGUUGUAAGAUGAACCUCCUGUAACUUCUAUCUGUUCUUUUUUGAGGCUCAGGGAGAAACUAGCAUUUUUUUUUUCCGAACUACUUUUUGUCACUGUGACAGUUGUAAAUAAAGUUUGAAAAUGCUUUCCA
Molecule: messenger RNA, 2850 nt
Organism: Nyctereutes procyonoides (raccoon dog)
Lineage: Eukaryota; Metazoa; Chordata; Mammalia; Carnivora; Canidae
Gene: LBH
Product: LBH regulator of WNT signaling pathway
Exons: 3
Coding region: 175-492 (105 amino acids)
Biological process (GO): positive regulation of DNA-templated transcription
Cellular component (GO): nucleus
Source: RefSeq, a predicted model, not a curated record